AUUUGCAUAUUUUGGAGAUUCUGAAAGCACCGUGCCGACUGCGGUCGUUUUAUCACAGUUCAACGAUUGUUCUUCGUGAUAAAUCAGCAAUCUUCCACUACAGACUUUCGAAAUUUCAUUGGUUGGUCAAAGUUAAAUGAAUUCAUUUGUAGAAGAUGUUCCAGUAGAACACUUAUUACGUGAAAAUACCACCGCUCAAGUAAAGAAGACGAUGCAUGGUUUUUCAGAUGGUACAUGAGAAAAAGGAAGUAGCCAAGCUGGUCGUCACCCACGUUUUCUUUCAACGAUCAUUAUUUCAGAAAUUCCGUUCUGUGUUUCUGUAACCUAAAUAUUCGUGUAAUGUAAUCCAAGAAUCAUAUUGGCUACAUAAAAAGAAAAAUGAUCAAAGCCAUAUUUUUUUCCGAGUUUCAUCCAACCCUGGGACCUAAAAUAAGCUAUCAGGUGCCAGAAGAUUAUGUUUCUAAGGAAAUAUUUGAUGCAGUUAGCGUUUAUAUCAUUCCUAAAGAGCAACUAGAUAGUUGUAUCAUUACAGUGAAUGUGUUGGGGCACAAGAUAACAGGAUAUCCUGUGCGCAUAUCAGAUGAGAAGUAUCCACGCAACUUUUUGAUUUUCAAUCUGUGUUUUGUGUGCGAUUCUGAUGCCAGAACCGUACAAUUUGAGCUAGUUGUUAGGAAGUUAGCUGAGCAUUUGGUGACUCUGGAAGUGGAACAAAACUUUCUGUCCACUGAAUCUAACAGAGCAUUGUUGCCCAAAAUUUUAGGCCAAAUUCUCAGUGAUCUCAAUUAUUGUGGGUUAUGCACAGUCACAGUUGGGACGUCAACGUUACACCUUAAAGUAAUCCAAGUAGCCGCCGAGCCCCCUCCCGUAUUUGACCACCACGUCCCUGUGUUCACGUCGGAGUUUUCUCCGCUAAAGCAAGACUAUUGGGACCUGACUACAAAACAGGUAUUGCCGUACAUCGAUGGACGCAUUCACGUUGCUAGAGUAGCAAUCGAGGCCGACGUAGACAUCGGUUUGGUCAAGGCCUGUAUUCAGAAUCUCUUAUACUAUGGUGUCGUCCAACUCAUUCCCAUUUUCCAGUACAGCAACAUGUACGCUGCCACGCCAAAGCUCCGAGAGCUUCCCAUGAAUUCAGACUUGAGCAGAGAGUGCAUCACUUUUGUUGCCAAAUCUGAUAGACACCCGCCUUCAUUUCGAGAUGUUUUCCAAAUGUACUGUGGGAUGACUUACGGUACUACCAUCAGAGAUCUGUGUCUGCGCUUCAAUCCGCACGCAUUGCGCAUCGACGAGCACCGACUAGUCCAGUUCGGCGUCCUGCAAGGCAUCAUUCGUCGGAUUUGCAAGUAUCCGGUGUACAAACCGGAGACGCAACGGGGAUCGCACAAGAAACAAAUGACCUCUUUGCAUCGGCUCUGCACCGGAGUGGCCUCUUACGACGAGAUUUGCUGUCGAACGGGCAUGUCCUACCACGAAUUGGACGAAAAAAUUGAAGCCGAUGCCGACAUAUGCGUCCUCUGGAAGUGAAACGUGUUAACGCCCCCCUUCUCUUUCCCUCUUUUAAUUCAAUCAUCCUAUCCACCCUAGCCCAUCGAUUUUCGUUUCACCAAACAAAAUCAAAACCAAAAAAAAACAAUUUUUUAGCGACUCGUUAAUUCCAAAACGAACAGUUCAACGUUCCCGAACUGAACUCCCUUCAUUUUAUUUCAUUUUUAAAUUUCUUUCUUUGCAAUCGGAUGCCUCUUUUAUUGCGCAACACAAGACCUAAGUCAGUCGUUGGCCAUCGUCACGUUUAAAUAGGCAAAUGUCGAAACUUACGGGAACAAGUUUCAACGUUUCUUCCCGACCGUUUCUCGCAAUUGUGAAAACAAGGAUCGAGGUUUAGAGAGGCAACGAUCCAUUGGAAUUUCCUCUUCCUCCCGUAGCGAAAAGGUGAGGGGCACUCACGCAGGCGAGUAGUAUUUCCAGACAGCCGUAGAACCGACGAGGUCCCAGUAAAUCUGUCCGCUAAGUUUUGACAAUCUUUGUUGGCCGUUAAAAUGUGCUCGUCGGGCUUUGAAAUGGGAACACGAGAAAAAACACACACUACAAAAGAUGGGGCUACGCAUUCUCUUUGUCCCUAUUGGCCGUCUGCCAAAAAUUCCGCUCCUCUUGAAAAAGAAAAAGAGAGAGACCCUAAUAAGAUUUACACGCAUCAACAUGGCGCGAUGGUAGAAACAGAGAGAAAUAUUACAAGCAACAAAAAAAGAUAAAAGCCUCUCCCACUGUUUGAAACGUAGCUCCGCACGCAACAGCGUCCAUCCUCUUGGCAUCCGAGAGGCUUCCGUUCGUGAGAGAACCGCGUUUAGUCUCCCCCCCCCUUUUUUCUUGCGCUCUUAAACAAGCAGACAAGAGGUUUAUGCUGAUAAGGAGUCGACAAGCUUGUCGACAAGUGUUAUGUCGACAAACCGACACGGCGGUCACCCCCCACCCACUUGGGCCUAUCUCAAUGGCCGUACGAAACACUUUCUGCCACUAUACGUGUAUGAAUAUGUUUUUGUUUUUUUUUUGUAUUUUAAAGAAGAAUUAAUAUGCCAUUUUAUGUCUGACGUCUGGCACAAUAAAGUGGAACGCUAUAUUGUACCAUA
This is a messenger RNA of Daphnia magna, 2624 nucleotides long. It is a transcript of the gene Nprl2, whose product is annotated as GATOR complex protein NPRL2. Gene Ontology annotation, molecular function: GTPase activator activity. Gene Ontology annotation, cellular component: GATOR1 complex; vacuolar membrane. The transcript has 9 exons. Bases 379 to 1524 code for a protein of 381 amino acids. The record is from RefSeq and is a predicted model, not a curated record. Gene Ontology annotation, biological process: negative regulation of TORC1 signaling; positive regulation of autophagy; cellular response to amino acid starvation. Lineage: Eukaryota; Metazoa; Arthropoda; Branchiopoda; Diplostraca; Daphniidae.